GAAGGUUGCUUCAACUUUGAGCAUCAGACAUUCACACUUCAAGAAUCUCAGUUAUUUUUAUUCUUCAAAUCCAUCGAUUGGUGACUUCAUGUUUUUGUGAUUCCAUUGUAGGGAAGUAAGCAGCCGGAGAGAUGAACAUCGCAACUACAAACUCAGGGCCUGGAGUAAACAACCACCACCACCAACAGAACCAAAUCGUCAUUCCGAUUGUUCCUCCACCAGUGCCACCACCAAUGCCGCCACCACCGAAUCUACCUCGAUCAGAUCUUCUUGAAGGAAGUAGAGAAGACUACAUCAAGAUUGGUGUUCCACUUUAUGAAGCAUCAAUCAUAGGCAAUUGGAAAGCUGCAAAACCCAUCCUUGACAAACAACCAGAAUUGAUACGUUUUGCUAUAACUGAAAAUUACGAAACACCCCUUCACAUUGCAGCAUCAGCAGAAAGCACCAAAGCCGUGGAAGAGUUUGUGGAAAAUUUAGUGAAUUUGAUGGAAAAGAAUGAUUUGGAACUACAAAAUAAAAGUUACAAUACUGCCCUUGGUUUAGCAGCUGCAGCAGGAAACGUGAAAAUAGCAAUGAUAAUGGUGAAAAAGAACAGAGCAGUGAUGGAAAUCCCUGGUAGUAAUAGAACAAUGCCACUCUAUGUGGCUGCUUUAUUUGCAAAACCUGAUAUGGUGAGAUAUCUCUAUCAUAAUUCUAAUGAAAUGUCGGGUGAUUAUUGGAGUCAUGAGAUUCAGGGUUGGCUUCUACAAAAAUGUGUUGAAUCUGAUAUCUUUGAUGUUGCCACAAAAAUAGUGAAUGAUCGCCCCGAACUCUAUGCCAAAAAGGGACUACUCACAAAUGUACUCUUUCUUUUGGCUCAAAAGACACGUGCAUUUAAACAGAGAAAACCACAUAUUUUGGUGAGAAUCAUCAAGUCAAUUUUUGCAGUCUUUCAUGUGAAGGUAAGGUUUACAGAAAAGGAAAGUGAAGCCCUGCAAUUAUUAAGAAUACUUUGGAAAAAAAUUGCAAUAAUGCCCAAGAGCGAGAUUGAUGACAUAAUCCGUGGGCCACCUAUGGAAGUUAAAAAGCAGGGAGAUCUUGCACCAAGUCGUCGAGGGACUGAUAUCGGGAGUAAAACUGGUGUAGUGUUGAUGGUCGUCUCCAUACUGCUUGGCUUGCUUUGCUUCGUUCUUUGUCUUAUUGCUGAGGCGACACGCUCGCAGGUUUGUUCACGAUGACUCUACAUCAUGAGGCAUACUCUCAUGUUCGCACGGAGAUUAGUUGAGGUAAUACGAGAGGCAAGUGGAAGUGGUGGAGGGGAAGCGCAUAAGAGCGAUUGUAGAUAUAGUGGCAAUGGCGAAACACCACUAAUUUGUGCGGCGGGUGCAUUUGUAGCCCUUGUGAUCGCUAUGGUGGUGCAACAUACACAUUUGUUGUUAUCUGUUAGUAAAUCGGACCCUGAUCCUAGUUUACUUUUGACUUGGGAUCCUCUCUCGAAUGAUCAUCUCAACACUCUCACUUGGCAAGCUGCAUUUUUCUUCGUUACCACUUGGAUUUGCUUUUCGGUGGGAGAAAUUUUAUUGUUGAUUGGCUUAAGUGUCGAAUCAGGGCACUUGAAAGGGUGGUCAACCCCAAGGUCUAGUUGCUUCACUGCACGAGAAGGCUUGUUCUCUUCGGCUGGGGUGUUUGGGAUCACAACAGUCUUUCUUGCAUCUGGGUUGUCUAUGACGGCUUUACGAGCACAAUGGUUAUUACAAGAUCAAGAAAAUGUUCGUCAAGAGGUCAUGCAAUCGUCAAUCCUUUAUGCAUCCCCGCCAAGACCAUCAGAGGAUCGAAUCAUGGUUAUUGGUGGUGAAGCACCAAUUGUUAGACAUGAUCUAUACCGUGAGCCGGGGCUAAUUGAAUAUUUAAGGGCUUUUGAUAAAAUUCUUUAACUUAUUUUUCAUGAUUGGAUAGACAAUAAACUUGUUCAUUAGUAUAUACUUUUUGUGCCGGUAUGCCAUUUCGGCUUUCAUUAUAAGUUAUGAC
This is a messenger RNA of Lactuca virosa, 2007 nucleotides long. Lineage: Eukaryota; Viridiplantae; Streptophyta; Magnoliopsida; Asterales; Asteraceae. The record is from the annotation of a GenBank genome assembly.